Messenger RNA from Syngnathoides biaculeatus (alligator pipefish), 7110 nucleotides. Its product is annotated as neuropilin-1a-like. NCBI's taxonomy places the organism in Eukaryota, Metazoa, Chordata, Actinopteri, Syngnathiformes, Syngnathidae. Gene Ontology annotation, biological process: vascular endothelial growth factor signaling pathway; angiogenesis; axon guidance. The coding region runs from base 298 to 3162 and encodes 954 amino acids. Gene Ontology annotation, molecular function: semaphorin receptor activity; vascular endothelial growth factor receptor activity. Gene Ontology annotation, cellular component: membrane. The record is from RefSeq and is a predicted model, not a curated record. The transcript is spliced from 18 exons.
UCUGGCGAGAGGGUCGCAUCUACCCCGCUCCAUAGCUCCGGAUUUCCUAGGCUCGUUAGGGAGGAUCCCCCCCCCCGGACCCCGAGGCUCUAUUCCAGGUGGGAGACCGCGUACCUGCCUCUCGGACCUAACGGAAUUCCUCCCACCAUUUGGAUUAUUCAUUUUCCAGGACCUGUCAAGUUAAAGAUGAACCUCUUACUUUGAGAUCAUUUGCACAUUUUUUUCUCCUAAAUUAUCAUUAUUAUUUUGGGGAGGACGACAACUCUCGAGUAUUUUCGGGGAGAUUUUGCGGUCGGGAUGUUGAACCGGAGCAGCAGGACGCGCGUUGGACCGUUUUGGGUCCUCCUCUUCGCACAGGUCGUCCUGGCGGCUGCGCUCACCCAAACUGGCACGUGCGGCAAAGCCAUCGACAUCCACUAUCCGGACUACCUGACCUCACCGGGCUACCCUGGCGCUUACCCGUCCUCGGUGCAGUGCACUUGGGUGAUCACGGCACCCGAGCCGGACCAGAAGAUCCUCAUCAACUUCAAUCCGCAUUUCGACCUCGAGGACCGAGACUGCAAGUACGACUAUGUUGAGGUAUACAACGGCAAGGACGAGCUGGCCCCCAUGUUGGGUAAAUUCUGUGGCAAGAUUGCACCCUCGCCAAUCAUCUCCAGCGGCGACCAGCUCCUCAUCAAGUUCGUCUCCGACUACGAGACGCACGGGGCCGGGUUCUCCCUACGCUACGAGGUUUUCAAGACCGGUCAGGAAUGUUCCAGGAACUUCACGGCCCCCGCGGGGGUCAUUCGGACGCCGGGCUACCCCGACAAGUACCCCAACAACCUGGAGUGCACCUUCAUGAUCUUCGCACCCAAGAUGUCCGAGAUCUUGGUGGAGUUCGACAGCUUCGACAUGGAGCCCGACACGACCCCGCCACCGGGGGCGGUGUGUCGCUUUGACUGGUUGGAGAUCUGGGACGGAUUCCCCGCAGUGGGUCCCCACAUCGGGCGCUACUGUGGCCCGGUGUCGCCGGGCCGCGUCAUCUCCUACACGGGCAUCCUGUCCAUGACCAUCACUACCGACACGGCCAUCACCAGGGAGGGCUUCUCUGCCAACUACACCAUCAGGGACACCAGCCUCCCUCAAGGAGAUGCGCAACAUGCCUUCUUGUGCUCGGAGCCUCUGGGGAUGGAGUCUGGCGAGAUUUCCCCGGAGCAGAUCACCGCCUCGUCGCAGUACAACAACAACUGGUCGCCAGAACGCUCUCGCCUCAACUAUCACGAGAACGGAUGGACGCCGUCAGAUGACACCGUACGCGAGUGGAUCCAGGUGGACUUGGGCUUCCUUAGAUUCGUCACGGCCAUCAGCACACAAGGAGCCAUCUCUAAAGAGACCAAGAAGCACUAUUUUGUUCGCUCCUACAAGGUGGACCUGAGCUCCAACGGAGAGGAUUGGGUGACGGUGAAGGAUGGUUCCAAACAGAAGAUCUUCCAGGGGAACCACAACCCGACAGAUGAGGCUCGCUCGUUGCUGCCCAAGCAGACUCUGGCUCGUUACAUUCGCAUCCGGCCCAUGUCCUGGGAACAAGGCAUCUGCAUGCGCUUUGAGCUCUACGGCUGCAGAACAUCAGACUACCCGUGUUCAGGAAUGUUGGGCAUGGUGUCGGGUCAGAUCUCGGAUGGACAGAUCAGUGCCUCAUCCUAUGCCAACCGGGGCUGGGUGGCCGAGAAUGCCCGUUUGUUGACGGGCAGGUCAGGUUGGACAGGCCAGCAGACCAGGCAGCCCUUCAGGAACGAAUGGCUGCAGGUGGACCUAGGCCAGGAGAAGAUGUUCACCGGCGUGGUGAUUCAGGGCGGCAAACACUACGACAAGAACGUCUUCAUGAAGAAGUUCAAAGUUGGACACAGUUUGGACGGAGAAGUCUGGACACUGGUCAACGAGGACAACACUACUCGGCCCAAGAUUUUCUCAGGCAAUCAAAACCACGACACACCUGAGUUGAGGUCGGUGGGUCCUCUGCUGACACGUUUUGUCCGGAUCUACCCAGAGAGAGCCACCGUGGAGGGUCUGGGCCUACGACUGGAGCUGUUGGGCUGCGAAUUGGACGACAUCACAACCACUUCCUUGCCCACCACACCACUCCCCACUCUGCUUGCCUCCACCACGUUUGGAGCGACUACCACGUCACCCCAAACGGUGCCCGUCACCACAACAUUCACCAACCCCGAUGCUGACACUCCCAAGGACUACUACUCGGUGACAGCAGGAGGCAUCACACCUGCUGACCCCGUGGUGGACUUCAUACCAGAAUACGUGUGGUUCGCCUGCAACUUCGACUCCGCCUCCUUCUGCGGUUGGACCGCGGAAGCGGGCUUGGGUGCCGAGUGGCUCAUCCAGACUGGCGCGGGCGCUGCGGUGGCGCGCAGAGCACCCACGCUGGACCACACGGGCUGCUUGGGAAACUUCAUCCUCAUGCAUGUGACGGAAAGCGAUGAAGAUGGCGAAGAGUAUGCGGAGAGGGUGGCCAGGCUGUCCAGUCUGCCCGUGACGGCGCCCCACGCCGAGCUGUGCUUUUCCUUCUGGUACCACAUGCUGGGCCAGCACCCCGGGGUGCUCCACAUCAGACAGGAAGAGAAACAAGACCUCGAAGAAGGGAGGGGGAACAUCCUGUGGACAGUUAGUGGACACCAGGGGGCGCAAUGGAGGGAAGGACGAGUUUUACUACCGAGAUCCAAUCAAGCUUAUAGAGUGGUUGUGGAGGGCGUUGCGGACAGACUUAGCACAGGACACAUGGCUGUGGACGACAUCCGCAUUUUAAAUCCACGCAACGCAGACCACUGCAAAGAUCCAGAGGUUCCUCCAUCUCCUCCCACGCAGAUCAUCAUCCUGCCGAUCGACUCUCUUCCGGAAGAGGCAGCGGGUGAGCUGGGCGGCGGCGUGGGAGAGGCGGACAGUAUGCUGAAGACACUGGACCCCAUCCUGAUCACCAUCAUCGCCAUGUCCGCCCUGGGGGUGUUCGUGGGCGCCGUGUGCGGGGUGGUGCUGUACUGCGCGUGCUCGCACGCCGCCAUGGCCGAGCGGAAUCUCUCGGCGCUGGAAAACUACAACUUCGAGCUGGUGGACGGCGUCAAGCUGAAGAAGGACAAGAUCAAUGCACACACUAACUACUCGGAGGCGUGAGGGGCGGGGCCCGGCGGAGGGGCCGCCGUUGGACUUCAGAGUGGGCGUUUCUUUCUCAGGAGCGGCAGUGCUACAGACUGACCUGCGAGAGGCACUCUGUGCAAACUAACUGUACAGCAAAAGCAGAAGAAGAAGAAGAUAAUCUAUUUGUUUGGGGCUUUUCUUUUGUUGAUUUUGUUGGGGGGGGUUCUGUUACUCUUCUCAUGCUGGUGAUGAGACCAAGUCACGAGUAAAUGCGUAUGUGUGAGUUUGUGCACGUGUGUGUGUGUUUGUGUAUGUGUUCUAAUAGUGCCUUUUAUCCCCCAACACUUUUCUUUAUAAUUUGCCUAUUCUUCUUUAUUUUUUUCAACCAUCACAAGUGUCUCAUCCAGGGUCCCCCCCCCUCUAUACACACACACACACAGAAUGUCUCAGUGUCCAGUCGAAAUGUGAAGAGACUAUCUCAGCAUUCAGUUAAAGACAAUAUCAGUAUUAAGUUGAAAUAUGAAGGCUGUGUCUUCGUGUGAAACGUGAAAAUAACGUCUCAACAUUGAGUCAAGAUCAAAUGAAACGUGAAGGCAAUGCGUCAGCGUUGAGUUGAAGACGACAGUUGUCAGCGUUCGCUCGGAGCGUGAAACCACCUCAGCAUUCUGUUAAAGGCGUCUCAGUACUGCGUUCGAAAGUGAGGACAAUUUCUCAGCAUUCCUUUGAAACACUAAGACGUUGUCUCAGCAUGGCGAAAUACAUUUGAUGAUGGUUCAGGAAAUAAUGUGACUACUGUCUGGCUUAUGUUAUGUGUGGUCAAAUUCCCAUUUUGUGAUGCUUGUGUGUGUGUUCAUGCUUGCAUGUGUGUGUGGGGGGUUGGGCUUUUAAGAGCACACGCACACUCACGCGUGUACACACGUUCUAUCAUAUUGUACAUAAUUUUAAUAUAUUUCUAUGGGAGUUGUUUUUCUACACGGGAAAGUGCAGCAGUAUCCUUUCUUUAGUGCUUCUAUAUUUGAUAUGUUGUCUUACACAACACACACACACACCAUGUUUGUGUGUCUUUUAAUGUGAUUUGUGUGUGCGGGCGUGUGUGAAGACUUUGCGUGUUUUUGGAAUGGAAGGGAAGCGGCGCUUUCGUACAGGGUAACACUGGACCCCCGACAGGGAGGCCUUCACACCUCAAGUGUCUCUAUCUUUUCUAUAGGCUGGUUGCCAUGACAACGGCUUGUCUGUUUGUUUGGGUGACACUACAAAAUGGCUGCAGCAUCCUCACACACACUCGCACACACAUUAUGUGCAUAGGGGCUCACUUUCGAAGUUUAAAUUACAGCUGAACCACCAAAGUGGGAAACUAAGCAACCUUUGGAUGACUUCGUUGUUUGAGUUUCAAAACAAACAUUCCCACGCCAAAUCAUCUGGUCCAGCAUCAAAGUGGUACCAUCAAGAAAAAGAAAAACAUUUCUGUCAGGCUUUUUGGAAUUCCACAAAUGUGUCAAAAAUAUUUUAAAAGACUUUAUCUUUACAUGUAAAACUAGGCAAUGUGGUUAGUGGUUAGCACAUCUGCCUCACAGUUCUGAGGACCGGUGUUCAAAUCCCGGCUCUGGCUGUGGGGUUUUUCUCUGGGUACUCAGUUUCGUCCUGCAACCCACAAACAUGUAGUAAACAUGGAGGUAAACUGAAAACUAAUUGCCCAUAGGUGUGAAUGGUUAUGUGUCUAUGAUUGGUAGCUCGCCUCUUGUUCAAAGUCAGCUGGGAUAGGGUCUUGCACUCCUGCAACCCUAUUGAGGAUAAGCGGUACAAAAGAUGGACGGAUGUAAAACUAUUAUACAGUAAAGCUACGCACCAAAAUGAAUUCUGUUGUUCCCUUGCUAGCCAUUCUGCUUCCAGCCACAUGCUAAUCACAUUUGCAUUUCUUUGCUCAAAUUGAUUUGUGUGUUGAUUAUUUAACAUACAGUGGCUGCGUUGUCUUGAUGUUGCAAUCAGGGAUGGUUUAAAAUCAUAGUUUUCCCUGUACAAAACAACCAAGUGAUUAACAGAGAGCCUAUCAUUACAUUUAUAUCUUGUCGACAAACACCGUUGUUGCGUUCAGGGACAUUCUCAAAUCACAAGUGAGAAACCAUUUCUGAAUCAAGUGUCACCUUCAGGGACCACCUGAAAUCAGUUUUUCCUCAAAAAACAACCAAUGUUGUAUGUACUCUGUGAAGUUUUUUUUUUUUUGCAAAUGUCCUUGUCAUGCGCUUCCUGCUACAUGUAUUUCUCAUUUUGUCUUUAAAUUUGUACUAAAGUCUUGUGAGAUUUAUUGACAUCAUGCAUGAUGAUGCUUAAAAUUGUGCAGACUUUUGGAAGUUCCGCUGUAGGGAAAUGUGAUUUAGAAUUUUUUUUUAAAAAAAACAAAAACACCACAUAUUUUUGUUCCGUGCACUUUUGUUUAAGAAUUAGCCAUGAUAUUGUUCAAUUUUUUUCCCCAAAUUACUUUAUUUCAUGAGUAAACAAUAAAAAAAAUGGACUUGAAUGAGCCGCUGAACAAGAAAGGAUGCCGCAGCACUGGAUGUGAUUAAGUAAAAACAUGUUGCACUGAAAUGUAAAAUUUUAAAAAAGCUAUGAUGAUUUUAUGGUGUAUGAAAACAAGAUGGCGUUAUAUGUUGUUUUGAAAUAAUAAUUUAACAAAUACUUUCCGUGAAGGUGUACAAUCUCUCACAAAAAAAAACAUUUCUCUAGAUGGUAAAAUGGCGGCUUGCUGUCAAAUUGAUGUUUUUGUAACAUUUCCUUGUUUUUUAAACCUGCUUCUGUAAUGUUGUUGUUUUCCACUCCAGAAAAAAAAAAGAAAAUAUGAACAAUGGAAAAGCAGCAGCUCGGCCUUAAAAAGUGUCUAAUAAGUGAUUUCAAAAAAAAGAGAGAAAGAGACUACAGUAGUUUGUGCUUUCUGGUGGGCGUCCAGAUUCAUCUCCUCUGUGUUGUUGCAAAUCAUUUAGACUUUACGUUCCAAACAAUUUGAUCAAUAAAUGUUUGCAUUAAAUGUCAUAUAGGGAACUCUUUGUUUAUUGUUACUAUUAAUAACGUUUCAUUAACACAAGCAGUUUCUGGUAGAGGAAGCUCAGAUGUGGCUGCCCCCUUAUCAUUUUCUUGUCGAGAGGGACGACCACUCUCCUUUUGGUGGUGGUGGUGUGUGUGUGGGGGGGGGGGGCAGUGGACCGUCCCGUGUCUCUCGGUGUGGGACAUGUCCUGUCCUCCAGGUUGCCCCCUGGGCCCGAUCCCACCGUUUUAUUCCUUGGGUGGGCUCCUCAGGCUCCACGUUGCAGGCACAGCAACUACACGACACUUCUGGUAGUCGUUCUGCCUGCAAAACCGUCAAUUUUAAUCCACUUGCGUGUAUCCGCCACCACACACCCUUGGGACUCUUUCACUGGGCGUGUCGCCACUUACUUAUUUUGGCAAAUAACUCGUGAAUAUGUGAAUUGCUUGUGUAUCCUCUCACUGAUAAUCUUGAUAAUCUCCUACUUACAGUAGUCAGUCCCGGCACAUUUCAGUUGUAUAGCCGGGUUCACGAUCCUUGUCCUGCAUGCUUCUUCUCCUGUCCCAUCUUGUUAUGUCCUUCGCUCAGAGGGUGUAGCGCUACAACAGGGGUGCCCAAACUGUUUUGCCCCAGGUAGUCAACCUCCCAUGGUCUAUCUGGGUGGUGUGGUGUGUGUGUGUAGGGGGGUAUUAUUUAUCAUGCAUGCUUUGUAUUUCUCAGUAAGCAAAGCAAAGUGAUUGCUCAUUAGUGAUUUCAGAGCUGCUUACAUGGCAAUUCAAUGGUUUUAAGCCAUAAAUUUCCCAUAAGCCUGUAUUCAGCCAAUAUUCUUUAAAAAAAAAAAAAAUCUAAUGAAUUUUGAUGUCCUCUCCUCAUGUGUAUUCAUUCAUGGGCAAGACAAGUGACAGUUCCUCUUUUGCGAUCAUAUCCGAAAGCACCAUCCCAAUAAAAAUGCACAACUAUGCUGUGUC